Molecule: messenger RNA, 1334 nt
Organism: Coffea eugenioides
Lineage: Eukaryota; Viridiplantae; Streptophyta; Magnoliopsida; Gentianales; Rubiaceae
Product: putative hydrolase C777.06c
Exons: 11
Coding region: 80-1153 (357 amino acids)
Source: RefSeq, a predicted model, not a curated record
UUUUCCUUUUAAAUUAAACCCGUGGAAGGUUACCCCAAUAGGAUCUUCAGUCUCUUUAAUCCACAGCUGAACCAAAAAAAUGGUGGGUUUUUUGGGAAUGACAGCCCGACCUCGCACUGCUCCGACUUCACUUGCCUCCGUUACCCGCUCCACCCGCCAAAUUUCGUGCGUUAAAAAUACUUCAAUUUCUUUUUCAAGAAACGGGUUCUCUCGGUUUCACCAUUUCCUCACAGCUUCUCUUCAUUCAACUUCCACUAGCCCUGCAACUUCCAAGGCUGCAUUACAAAUUUUGCCAGAGCAACCUGAAAUUGUAUUUGUAGGGACAGGAACUAGUGAAGGAAUCCCCCGUGUUAGCUGCCUCACUAAUCCUACAAAGACCUGUCCAGUUUGCGCACAAGCUGCAGAACCUGGUAACAAAAAUAGGAGGCUUAACACGAGCCUACUUAUUCGUUAUCCCAGGCCCUCUGGAAAAUGUAACAUUCUUAUAGAUGCUGGCAAGUUCUUCUACCAUAGCGCCCUAAGAUGGUUUCCUACUUUUGGGGUAAGAACAAUUGAUGCAGUUAUUAUUACUCAUUCUCAUGCUGAUGCAAUUGGAGGUCUGGAUGAUCUUCGUGAUUGGACAAACAAUGUCCAGCCAUCUAUUCCCAUUUAUGUUGCAAUGCGUGACUUUGAGGUGAUGAAGAAAACUCAUUAUUAUUUAGUUGAUACCAGUGUUAUCGUUCCUGGUGCCGCUGUCUCAGAAUUGCAAUUUAACAUUAUCCACGAGGAACCUUUCAUUGUACAUGACCUUAAGUUUACACCUCUACCUGUCUGGCAUGGAAAGAAUUACCGUUCUCUGGGUUUUCGUUUUGGCAAUAUUUGUUAUAUCAGUGAUGUCAGUGAAAUCCCUGAAGAAACUUACCCACUUCUGGAGGACUGUGAACUCCUUAUCCUGGACGCCCUUAGGCCCGAUCGAUCUUCUUCGACACAUUUUGGACUUCCAAGGGCACUGGAUGAAGUUAGGAAAAUUCAACCCAGAAGAACGCUUUUCACUGGUAUGAUGCAUCUAAUGGAUCACGAGAAAGUGAAUGAAGAUCUCAGAAAAUUGAGGGAGACUGAAGGCCUUGAUAUACAACUCAGUUAUGACGGGCUUCGGGUGCCAGUAAACCUAUAAAAUUUUGAUUAUGGUUGGAGCUAGGAGAUGAGGAAAAUGUCAACUUUCAAGGCUGUAAGAUACUUGAGAAAUUGUAAAGAACAAAAUUUUGAUUCUGGUGAGUGGCUCAGAUUCCUAAAGGCGUGUUUUUGAUGGACCAAAUAAAAUUUUGACUAUGGUACUUAACAAUCUUGCUUCAAAA